Messenger RNA from Marmota flaviventris (yellow-bellied marmot), 315 nucleotides. Lineage: Eukaryota; Metazoa; Chordata; Mammalia; Rodentia; Sciuridae. The record is from RefSeq and is a predicted model, not a curated record.
UCUCUAUUUUCUUUACACAGCGGACCAUGUGUCAAUUUAUGCCAUCUUUGCACAGACCCAUGCACCAUCAGGAGAGUAUAUGUUUGAGUUGGAUGAGGAUGAGCAAUUCUACGUGGAUCAGGACAAGAAGGAGACCAUCUGGCGUCUGCCAGAGUUUGGCCGAGCCUUUCGCUUUGAUUUUCAGGGCGGGCUGACUAACAUUGCUAUAGCAAAGUCAAACCUGGAUAUGAUGACAGAGCUCACCAAUCACACCCAGGCCACCAGCGAGCCUCCUGAGGUGACCGUGUUUCCCAAGGAGCCUGUGGAGCUGGGCCA